CGUUUUUCAAAGUAUUUAUGUUUUAUUGGAAUUGGUCUCAAUCGGUUUUAGUAGAAAAAGGAGCUCAGUUGCUCCAAGGUGACAACGACAAAACCAUUCUUUGUUAUCCAGGUGGCUCUUGGGGUUCUACCUUGGACAUGAGCUUGACUUUAUCUUUUUUAAUUUUGUUGCGUUGGACUUUGGGUGGCUUUGUAUUUUAGCCAGUUUAAAGUCCAAUAUUUAGCAAAUUAAUAUAAAUUAUCAAAACUUUUAACAGGACAUUCUUAUGGUUUUUAAAGUCUUAUCUAGAAAUUUUGUUUUUGGGCCUUGGGCGUUGGAAUAGGGUCUUGGUUCUGAAUCUAUAUUCUUCUGGGCCUUGUUUGGAUUAACGAAUAAAUCUCGUCAAUGAUUGUUCAUAAGAUAAAAUUGAUUCUCUUCAUAACAGUAAGCCAAUAUGUUAUAUCCAACAAAAGUUCAACACUCAGAUUCCGCUUCGCACUUCUCGGCCAACUUGCAAGACCCUGAGUGACCAUGGAUGCUGUUGGCUCUAUUUUGGGAACCGUGAAUUUAUUAUGUGCGCCCCUUUCAAAAAAAUUCUCUGCUUUGAAAAGUUUUCAUCAACUUGUAGAAGUAAUUCAUAUCAGGAUGGAAGAACUAAGUGGUCGGGAAAAUGAUGUCAAAAUGGAGAUUGAGAGGGGCAUGCUGCAUCCAAGCAAGAAGCUGAAAAGUGAGGCACAUUUGUGGCUUAAACGUGUGGAGGAGGUAAGACAUGAAUUGAGCAGCAUAGAAAAUUAUAUUAGUGAAAAAGGGAAAUGCAUGAAGGGUUGUUUUCCUAAUUGCUAUACACGAUACAAAGUAAGCAAACUUCUUGCUGAAAAGAUUGAAGAAGUAAAUGAGCUUCAAAGAAAAGGAGCGUUUCCGAAUGGUUUGUUUGUCGACUUUUUGCCAGAAACAAAAAAGAAGAUGCCAACAACAUUGAUGGUUGGUAAAACAACACCCUUGAAGGUUUGCCAGGAAAUUUUGGGAUGCUUGAUGGAUGAAAACAUCAGUAAGAUGGGAAUAUAUGGGAUGGGUGGUGUUGGAAAGACAACUAUUAUGAUGCAAGUGAACAAUUUAAUCAGUGGAGACCAGAGGUUUGACAGUGUCAUUUGGGUGACUGCGCCAAAAAUCUUCAGCCUAGAGAAAUUGCAAACUGGCAUAGCAAAAGCAGUUGAUUUGGACCUCUCGGAUGAUGAUAUCACUAGGAGAUCAACCAUCUUGUUUGACCAUCUGCUAGCCAGGAAAAAGUUUGUACUCAUUCUUGAUGAUUUGUGGUAUGGGUUUUCUUUAGAGGAGGUGGGGAUCCCACAACCAACUAAUGCAAAUGGUUGCAAGUUAGUGGUUAUCACUAGACUCUUAGAAGUUUGUCGGGGCAUGGAAACUCACAGGGAAAUCAAAGUAGAUGUCCUUUCUAAAGAAGAGGCAUGGGACCUUUUCAUUGAUAAAGCAGGAAGAGAUGCAAUACUUUCUCCUGAAGUAGAAACUGUUGCAAAGCUGAUUACUGAAGAGUGUGGCUAUUUGCCACUUGCGAUCAUUACUGUAGGACGAGCAAUGAGGAAAAUUGAUAAUGCAAGAAUUUGGAAGAAUGCAUUGGAAGAACUGAAAACUUCAAGAGCUGAAAUUGAAGGCAUGGAAGAAAAUGUCUUUGCACGUUUGAAAUUUAGCUACAACCACUUGAGAAGUGACAGGGUCCGAGCUUGUUUUCUGUAUUGUGCACUGUUUCCUGACAAUUACAAGAUUGAUGUUGAGGAAUUAGUGGAGUACUGGAUGGCAGAAGGAUUGAUAGAUGAAGUGGGAGAUAGGGAGAAUGAGAUAAACAAAGCACAUGCAGUGCUUCAGGAACUCAAAGAUGCUUGCAUGUUAGAGAGUAUAGGAACUAAGUGGGUGAAAAUGCAUGAUUUAUUAAGGGAUCUGGCGAUUAAAAUCACUGGAAGGAGUCCUCGGUUUAUGGUAAAGGCUGGUAUGAGAUUGAGAGCUUUUCCAAGGAUAUGGAUGGAGGAUGUUGAAAGGGUUUCCUUGAUGGAAAAUGACAUCAGGAUUCUUCCAGAUCAUUCCAAUAGCGUAAAUCUGUACACUCUGCUCCUACAACAGAAUCCUCUCUCAUAUAUCCCUGAAAAUUUUUUUGUAAAAAUGUAUAAACUUAGAGUUCUUAAUUUUUCUGGCUGUCCUAUUAAGUCAAUGCCAGAUACACUUUCCAGCUUACAGAACCUCCGUGCGCUCCUUUUAUGCUUUUGUGAUCUUCAAAUUCUUCCUUCAUUAGCAGAACUCAAGGAGCUGAGAGUACUUGACCUUUCAUAUACCUUGAUUGAAGAGUUGCCACAUGGUAUUGAAGGCUUGGUAAAUCUCCAGCGUGUUGAUCUUUCUUAUACAGAGGAACUACAUGUAUUCCCUACAGAGGUCUUAUCAAAACUAUCCCGUUUAGAAAAUCUAUCAAUGUUUAAAAGCCGAUAUAGAUGGUCACUGAGUUCCCGGCGAUUGGAUAAUGGAGCAAAUCUUGAAGAAGUCAUAAGCUUAUCACAAUUAACUAGUCUUGGUCUCUCUUUUGAAGAUCCAUACAGUUUCAAUAGCUAUGUGAGUUGUGGACACUGGCAAUUCCUAAAGAGCUACCAUAUUGGUAUAGGACAUUUGUCUAGCUUUUUACCUGUUGCUAAAGACACUUGUAGUGUAGAAAUUCAAGGCUGUAACGUUAUUUCUAGUGAGAGUUACAUUCUGCUCCCAGACAACACUCAGCAGUUGGCACUGCAAGGUUGUCAUGAUUUUGAUAUUUUGUCAAAACUGUCUAGUAUAUCAAAACUCACCGACUUAAAGGAAUGUUAUGUCUCCAGUUGCAGUGGGUUGGAAUAUAUAACAGUGGCAGAUGACAAUACUUUUCCAAGCCUCAAAAGGUUGGUCCUGUGCAGGCUGCAAAACCUGAAGGCUCUAUGCAAUCAAAAUGCAGUAGGCUGCAAUGUCCUGUUGAGUUUGAAAACCCUGCAUAUCCAUAACUGUAAUAGGCUCAGAUGCCUAUUCUCAGUUGGUCUUUUACAGUGCCUCCAAAAUAUUGAAGAGAUUGAGGUAUGGAAUUGUCGUUCGCUAGAGGUGAUAAUUGAUGAAGAGAUACCUAGCUUGUCGCUUCCACGGCUACUUCGAUUGUACUUGUCAGCAUUGCCUAAACUGGAAAGCAUUUCCAGAAGGUUAUGUGUCUGCAACUCCCUGGAUUCUAUUGAUGUUUGGGACUGUGGAAAGCUAAAGAAGCUCCCUUUCUCUGUGGACCCUUUGCCUUUAUCCCUCAAGCACAUCAGGGGAAGCAAGCAAUGGUGGGAUGGGUUGGCUUGGGAUGAUCCUGAUGCUCAGAGUUAUUUUCUAGCUUUCUUUAAAGAAGACAGGUAGAAGGAAAACCACUAGAAGUGGCAAGAAACUGAAACUGAAGUUAGAUUCAUAUAACAUGUAAGUACCCAUUUUAAAUAGCUCGACUAGAUUGCAAAAAUGGAUUUCAGUGCAUGAUAUUGUUGACAAAUUCUAUUGUUCAGAUUAUAAUUACAAAUUAAAUAAAUUUUUAUUUUUUAUUUU
Molecule: messenger RNA, 3567 nt
Organism: Manihot esculenta (cassava)
Lineage: Eukaryota; Viridiplantae; Streptophyta; Magnoliopsida; Malpighiales; Euphorbiaceae
Product: disease resistance protein At4g27190
Exons: 2
Coding region: 511-3387 (958 amino acids)
Molecular function (GO): protein binding; ADP binding
Source: RefSeq, a predicted model, not a curated record